Messenger RNA from Anopheles nili, 3094 nucleotides. Its product is annotated as vascular endothelial growth factor receptor 1. Gene Ontology annotation, biological process: protein phosphorylation; positive regulation of kinase activity; multicellular organism development. Gene Ontology annotation, cellular component: signaling receptor complex. The record is from RefSeq and is a predicted model, not a curated record. NCBI's taxonomy places the organism in Eukaryota, Metazoa, Arthropoda, Insecta, Diptera, Culicidae. Gene Ontology annotation, molecular function: ATP binding; transmembrane receptor protein tyrosine kinase activity. Bases 1 to 2610 code for a protein of 869 amino acids. The transcript has 20 exons.
AUGGAGCUUUUUAGAAAAGCUAUUAUAUAUUUCCUGAUAGUCUUCACGGUGUUGGACAAAAGAAAGGCCAGGGCUGAAGAUGACAUACAUGGACUAAUAGUAACACCAGUUCGAAGUGAUCGCACCGUAAAGCUACAUGUCAGAUGGAAUACGUCCUUGCCAAAUGAUACUCAAUUCUUGGUUACCAUAGAGCAUAUUGACUCCGAUUCAUGCCCACUUAAGGAAAGUCCUUUCGAAAACCUGAAACAUAUUAAAUGCGCACCAAUCGUUGAUGGCUCGGUAAGCUCACUUAAUAUCACGGACGUUGUCUUGCCUUCCGAUACUACCGGCAUUUCAAAACACGCAUGUUCGAUCCAACAACUCUGUACAUAUUCUGUACAAGUAGAGACUAUCAACUUUACGUUUCGCGUACGCCAAAUUGUCGCAAUACCUGACUGUGUGGAUCAGUUAUGCUCGUGCCAUUACGCGCAAUAUCUACCACCUCUCGUGGACACUUCUGCUGUUAUCAACCAAACUAGCAAUGAACUAAUCGUCUCUUGGAAGCUUGGCCCGUACAAUUUGACAGACCUACCAGAGCACGUGAACCCCGUAUCUAUCUAUAUUGGCGUCCGACGGGGUACGAACAAUGAGCUUGCAUGGGGCGGCCAACAUUCUAGCAUAAAGGAAUUGAUUCGUCCAUUUGAAGCUGGAUCAUUUAGUUUCGAUAUUAACCAAUUCGCUGGUAACAAAUUCAUCUUUGUGGUGCAAUUAAAAGUGAUAGAUACGAGGGAAUGUGAACGUGCUGCGAAGCCAUUACGAGUGAUACUACCUGAACCAGACCGGAAGCAAUUCAAUACAACGCGUGAAAAUAAAGCUAAUUGCAUUGACGGUACCCACUGCAAUUGUGAUCGCUUGAACAACUUUCCUGAUUUACUGCUAAAUGCGAAAUGCGAAAGGGACCAAAUCGUAGUUACGUGGUAUUCAUUAAAAUCGUACAUUGAACAACAGAGGUUUUCAUCCGGCAAUAUCGCUUUACAGUUAGCUAUAACUUUAGAAUCAUCUGGUGCUCUACUUUGCUCUGCUACGACAGACCCCAGGACAUCAAACACAUAUACCUUUUUUUUGAAUGAUUUGCCACUAAACCAGAGCAGCGGUUUAUUGCUCGUAUCCACGUUUAUUGAUAGUAGCAAUCAUUGUCAACGACACAUGCCUUCUUACAAAUUACAGUACCAUGCAUCCAAGCCUAUUUUGCUGCCGGUUUUAAUAGUUUUAUUCUUGAUUUUUAUUAUUAUCGCGGUUGGAGGUAGUUUAUUCGUGUAUGUUAAACGCCGAUCAACAAUGCGAUGGAAAGCAAAUAAUUGGAGAGAAGUCUACGUACGGUCGAGCGAUCAUCACCCACAAAUAGCGAUGGAAGAAAAUAGAUUGUACAUAGAUAUGGAUAUAUUGAACGCUCGCGCCCGGGGAGAUGCCGAUUACUUAGAAAUUCCUCACUCAUGUCUACGUAUUGGCCGAGAGAUUGGAAAAGGAGCAUUUGGGCGCGUUUUUAUGGCAAGUGCGGUAAAACUACCUGGUUUCAGUGGACCUAAGAUUGUCGCAAUCAAACAGCUCAAAAAAUGUUCGUCCAGUGAUGAGUUCGACGAGUUUCUGGAUGAAAUUACGAUGAUGAAAAAGGUAGGGAAACAUCCCAACAUCGUCGUUCUGCUGGGAUGCUGCACAAUCAAGGAACCUUUAACGAUGAUAAUGGAAUACGUGGGCUGUGGUGAUUUGUUGGAGUAUUUGCGCAAAAUUAGAGCAAAACAUCUGGCCAAAGUCCAUCAGCUGGAUACGGCCGGUACACAGUCGGAGAAUACCGCAGCCGGAACAAAUAUCUUUAGUCCUAUGGUGAAAUAUCUGGAUCUUUUACAUACCUCCAGUUCUACUUCUGAUGCGUCAUAUAUAACUCAAACGGACACCGCGACUCGACCAUCAGUAACUGAAACUACCUACACCAUACUUAGUGGUACAAUCGGUGAUGAAGAUAGCAACUCAGCACUCGGCAACUGUUCCCUAGAAUAUGUACUAGAUCACAACGAACUGCACAACUUUGCAAAACAAAUAGCCUGUGGAAUGGAACAUUUAGAAGAGCUGCAGAUAACGCACAGGGAUUUAGCCGCCCGCAACAUCCUCAUCGACGAACGGAAAACGCUAAAGAUUUCGGAUUUCGGGUUAUCACGCACCGGUAUCUACGUUAACACGAGGAACAAAAAGGUUCCACUUCGCUGGCUGUCUGUCGAGGCGAUGCGCGAUAAUCUGUACUCCAACAAGAGUGACGUGUGGGCUUUUGGAAUUGUGCUGUGGGAAAUUGGCACUCUAGGUGGCUAUCCCUACCCUUCUGUGAGCAACCAUGAGCUAUUUGCCUUUCUUCAGGAAGGAAAGCGUCUUGAGCGCCCGGAAAAUUGUACCACGGAGGUGUAUGAGCUGAUGUUGCAAUGCUGGCGGGAAGAUCCCAACGAACGACCAUCAUUUAAACAAAUAUCCAAGCACAUGCAACCGCACAAAAAAAUUUAUAUAGAUUUCAACGAAAUCGAGCCUACAUACGUAUUUCCACCGACCAGUGAUCAAAUUCGGCUGGCUAUUGCCAACAAUAAAUGAGACCAUAAGUUGACUAUUGAAAAUAAAUGUAAUAAUUCUGUUUUGCACACAUUAUAUCAAUAUGACUUACAAUAUACACAGAAGAAAAAAACUGUAUCAAAAACGCCAAAUAUUGUACACAGGCACACGGAUGUGCAUGUGCAUUUAAUGUGCAAAUUAUUCUGCAAAAUGAUGAAAAGGCGUUGGAAAUUCGAUACAAAAUGUUUUUCUGUAGUUAAAUGUACCUUUACGACGAAAGAAGUAGAACCAUAAUCCGGAGCUUAAAUGGAACGAAAGAGUUUCGAUAUCAUCUGAUUUGUACGCAAACGAUGGUAAUUUUAUCCACAUUCCACGAUGGCACUUUUGCCAUCGCCACAGAGAGAAGGAAAAUGAGCUUGACGUUUACCAGCGACAUCGGCGAUGUAAAAAUGAAAUAGUAAACGGAUCGAACCAGUGUGGUUUUAUGUACUCAAUGUUCAUCUACAUUCGUAAAAAUGUUCAAAGC